AUGAGGGUAGCUGCGGCGACUGCGGCGGCGGGAGCGGGGCCGGCCAUGGCGGUGUGGACGCGGGCCACUAAAGCGGGGCUGGUGGAGCUGCUCCUGAGGGAGCGCUGGGUCCGUGUGGUGGCCGAGCUCAGCGGGGAGAGCCUAAGCCUCACGGGCGACGCUGCGGCGGCUGAGCCCGAGCCGGCUCUGGGGCCGGCAGCGGCUGCCUUCAACGGCCUCCCGAACGGCGGCGGCGCCGGCGACUCGCUACCGGGGAGCCCCAGCCGCGGCCUGGGUCCCCCGAGCCCGCCCGCGCCGCCGCGGGGCCCGGCGGGCGAGGCGGGCGCGUCGCCGCCCGUGCGCCGGGUGCGGGUAGUGAAGCAGGAGGCGGGCGGCCUGGGCAUCAGCAUCAAGGGCGGCCGCGAGAACCGGAUGCCGAUCCUCAUCUCCAAGAUCUUCCCGGGGCUGGCGGCCGACCAGAGCCGGGCGUUGCGGCUGGGCGACGCCAUCCUGUCGGUGAACGGCACCGACCUGCGCCAGGCCACCCACGACCAGGCCGUGCAGGCGCUGAAGCGCGCGGGCAAGGAGGUGCUGCUGGAGGUCAAGUUCAUCCGAGAAGUAACACCAUAUAUCAAGAAGCCAUCAUUAGUAUCAGAUCUACCAUGGGAAGGUGCAUCUCCUCAGUCACCAAGCUUUAGUGGCAGUGAGGACUCUGGUUCUCCAAAACACCAGAACAGCACCAAGGACAGGAAGGUCAUCCCUCUCAAAAUGUGCUUUGCUGCUAGAAACCUAAGCAUGCCGGAUCUGGAAAACAGAUUGAUAGAACUCCAUUCUCCUGAUAGCAGGAACACGCUGAUCCUACGCUGCAAGGAUACAGCCACAGCACACUCCUGGUUCGUAGCUCUCCACACCAACAUAAUGGCUCUCCUCCCACAGGUACUGGCUGAACUCAAUGCCAUGCUUGGUGCAACCAGGACGGCAGGAGGCAGCAAGGAGGUCAAGCACAUUGCCUGGCUGGCAGAACAGGCAAAACUAGAUGGUGGAAGACAACAAUGGAGACCUGUCCUCAUGGCUGUGACUGAGAAGGAUUUACUGCUUUAUGACUGUAUGCCAUGGACAAGGGAUGCCUGGGCAUCACCGUGUCAUAGCUACCCUCUUGUUGCCACAAGGUUGGUUCAUUCUGGCUCCGGAUGUCGAUCACCCUCACUUGGAUCUGACCUUACCUUUGCUACCAGAACAGGCUCUCGGCAGGGCAUUGAGAUGCAUCUCUUCAGGGUGGAGACACAUCGGGAUCUGUCAACCUGGACCAGGAUACUUGUUCAGGGUUGCCAUGCUGCUGCUGAGCUAAUUAAGGAAGUCUCUCUAGGCUGCACGCUAAAUGGCCAAGAGGUAAGAUUCACUGUCCACUAUGAAAAUGGGUUCACUAUCUCCAAGGAAAAUGGAGGUUCCAGCAGCAUAUUGUAUCGCUACCCCUUUGAAAGGCUGAAAAUGUCUGCUGAUGAUGGCAUCAGAAAUCUGUAUCUGGAUUUUGGUGGUCCUGAGGGAGAACUGACCAUGGACCUUCACUCUUGUCCGAAGCCGAUCGUUUUUGUAUUGCACACGUUCUUAUCAGCCAAAGUCACUCGCAUGGGACUGCUCGUAUGAGCAGCACAAAAUCAGAAAAGAGUCAUGAAUGUCACAAGAAGUAUUUCCACCUCAAAAAAAAAAAAAAA
Molecule: messenger RNA, 1691 nt
Organism: Neomonachus schauinslandi (Hawaiian monk seal)
Lineage: Eukaryota; Metazoa; Chordata; Mammalia; Carnivora; Phocidae
Gene: SNTB2
Product: syntrophin beta 2
Exons: 7
Coding region: 1-1623 (540 amino acids)
Cellular component (GO): synapse; dystrophin-associated glycoprotein complex; intracellular anatomical structure
Molecular function (GO): protein binding; structural molecule activity
Source: RefSeq, a predicted model, not a curated record